AUGGCGACCAACCUCGAUAGCACUCUGGGCGUGCUGUAUAUCUCCACUCUUGUCUCAGCGACCUUGUAUGGAGUGGGGUGCACACAGAUCUGGUUCUAUUUCCGAAAGUAUAGGAUUAAAGAUCCAUGGUGGGUCCAGACCCUGGUCGGACUCCUUUCUGUCUUCGACACUUGCCAGCAGGCAGUGCUCAGUGGUACUGCUUACACCCAUAUUGAGCAAACGCUGAUCCGUCUGAAAAAUUGUUUCCUGGCAGCAUGCGUUUACCGCUACCUAGUGACUUUCCACGACACUGCAGCAAUCAGAGUCGUACUAGUGAAAACACUCAUUAUCGAGAUAUUUUUUUCGAACUUCAUUGCGAUUUUUGUCCAACAAUUCUACUGCUGGAGAAUCUAUAAACUAAGCAACAAUAUAGCUUUAGCCGGGUUUCUGACUUGCGUGGCAUGGGCUAGCCUCGCCGCUAUCACUGGGAGCGUCUUCGAAGUGGGGCGUUUCUACACCAACAGCUUCAUGGUUACUCUGAAUUCGCGCGAAUACAUCCGCUCGAUGACGGACCCCACGAAUCGCCCCGAAAGUUACUCACUUCCUACCCGUACUCCGGGAGUCAAUUCCAUACCCAGCCAGCAACUAGCCAUAAGGAUCGAUACAAUGACCGAACACGAUACCGACAGGCAAUACCCGGAGGAUGCGAAAGGUGCGAAGGCCCAGGUCGCUUAG
Molecule: messenger RNA, 714 nt
Organism: Gloeophyllum trabeum ATCC 11539
Lineage: Eukaryota; Fungi; Basidiomycota; Agaricomycetes; Gloeophyllales; Gloeophyllaceae
Exons: 12
Coding region: 1-714 (237 amino acids)
Source: RefSeq, a predicted model, not a curated record